Messenger RNA from Rhincodon typus (whale shark), 2376 nucleotides. RefSeq names its product tRNA methyltransferase 2 homolog B (gene trmt2b). Gene Ontology annotation, molecular function: tRNA (uracil(54)-C5)-methyltransferase activity, S-adenosyl methionine-dependent. Gene Ontology annotation, biological process: RNA processing. Lineage: Eukaryota; Metazoa; Chordata; Chondrichthyes; Orectolobiformes; Rhincodontidae. The transcript is spliced from 13 exons. Bases 151 to 1644 code for a protein of 497 amino acids. The record is from RefSeq and is a predicted model, not a curated record.
UCUCGGCAGAAAUAAACGUGCUCGAUGUCGGCGUACGUGAAGGGGAGUGUACCCAGAAGGCCGUGCGCGUGAGAAAGUCCUCAAUAAACCGACCCAGCGCGGCCAUGCCGGAAGGUGGCGGGGUGCGCAUGCGCAGUUGGUCGGCUACGCAUGGUGGAUUGUGGAGGCGACACUAUGUCAGCUGCUUCUCGAAGCCGCCUGUUGCGAAUUGUGCCAAAGCUGAUCAGUCAGCAGGACUUUUGUUUCCACUUCUACCAACGAUCCUGCAGAAAUGUGACCUUUGCUCAAAGCCUCAGUCUAACCACUGCAACAAGUCAAGAAAACGUACAGAAACCUUUGGAAGAAAAGCAAAAAUCUGUCAAAGGUCCAAUUUUGUGCAACACUAGUAAAACCUGGGAAGAAAGGCUGGCUGAUGCUGUGACCCCACUUUGGAGAAUGAACUAUGAGGAGCAGCUACAGGUUAAAUAUGAAGCUCAGAAGAGGACCCUUCAGUUUUUCACUGCCAGCCUUCCUAGUCACUCUGGGAGAGAGGACCUAUGCUGCCCACUGGAUCCAACUCUCCCCUCGCCAGUUACUGUCGGAUAUCGCAACAAGUCUACUUUCUCUGUGAACAGAGGGCCUGAUGGCAAUCCUAAAACAGUUGGACAUUACAUUGGAACUGGCAAAGGGAGAAAUAUUGUUUGUACUCAUUCAGAUCACUUGGUGAAUAUGCCCAAGAAACACAAGCAAGUGGCCAGAAAUUAUGAGCAGUUCAUCCGGCUUUCUCCACUGGAGCCUUGCAUCUUGUUCCAUGAAGGAGGACACUGGCGGGAAAUCACUGUUCGCACCAAUAGGAGAGGAGAUGCAAUGGCUAUUGUCUACUUCCAUCCUCAGGAUCUACAGAAGGAGGAAAUUGCCAAACAUCAGACAUCGCUGGUGGAAUAUUUUACCAUUGGACCGGGAUCUGCGUGUGAACUGACCUCUCUCUACUUUCAGGAAAGUAUGAUGACCCGCUGUCUCCAUGAGCAGUCACCAUACCAACUUCUGUAUGGCGUUCCCUAUAUCUAUGAGGAGAUAUUGGGUCUGACCUUCCGAAUCUCUCCAGAUGCCUUCUUCCAGGUGAAUUCUGAGGGAGCAGAGGUCCUUUAUGAAACAGUUCGUGACCUGAUCAGGGUGGACAGUGACUAUAUCGUGCUCGAUGUCUGCUGUGGUACAGGAGUUAUUGGUUUGACCUUGUGCCAAGGAGCAGCGAGAGUGAUAGGAAUCGAGCUUAUUGAACAGGCUGUAGAGGAUGCCCAGUGCAAUGCUGUUCUUAACGGUAUUGAUAACUGUGAGUUCCUCAAGGGCAAAGCAGAGAUUGUUUUACCGCAGCUGCUGCCCUCACUGGAGGAUGUCAAGUUCCUCAUUGCUGUUGUGAACCCAUCCCGGGCUGGACUGCAUUACAGGGUGGUGCGAGCAAUUCGUAAUUGUGAGCAGAUUCGGCAGCUCGUGUACAUCUCCUGUAAGCCAGAGGGUGAAGCCAUGAGAAACUUUAUUGAACUGUGCUGCCCACCUGACCAGCAGAAGAAGCUGUUCGGUGACCCCUUCACUCCAAGACUAGCUGUACCUGUGGACAUGUUCCCACACACUUCUCACUGCGAGCUUGUGCUGCUGUUUGAGAGAUAAGCCCGCACCCAUGCUUUGAGAAAGGAGAUUGGCUAGUAACUGUAGAGCUGCUGAAAACAAUGUAGCACUGUUGCAGAAGUUAAUCAUUGGUCACUGACUUUGGAGCAUGGUUUGAAAUGGACCCAGUUUGACAGGUCAUGAUAGUUCCUCCAUAUUGGAGUGAUUAGCAGUAUUCUCAUGAAGUUUGAAGUUCAUACCUCCAAUAAAUAGCGAAUGAUUGUUUUUGCAGUUUUCUCUCCAAACUUUUAGAAGAUGUUGUUGAUUUGCUACAUUGCUACAGGAUGACCAAGAACCUGUUGAUUCUUAGAUAUGGAAAUAUGUUGAUUGCAUUUCAAAUUUAAUCAUCUUUUACACAAGAAGAAGUGAGCUAAUCCAAUUGUUCUUGAAAAAUAUUGACUAUCAUUUAUUUUUCUUUGGCCUGAAUAGAAUUGAUUAAAAGUAAAAGUCUUGUUUUAUAUGGACAGGAUGAAAUUUGACUGUAAGGCUCAAUAUUUCCCAGUCUGCAUAUGUGGAGUUGUACUAUAAUCAAAAAAUAAAAGUCAUGUCAUUAUUUUAAUGCAGCACCUCACCAGCAUUUCCUACUGUGUAUAAGGCAGUUAUAUUGAUAUGCUGCAUACCCAAUUUAAAUGGAUCCAUCACGUGAAGCAGACCUCCUGAAGAUAGGUGAAUGAUUGGAUUUUAGAAUAUUUUUCCAGAAUAUUUAAAAAUAAAAGAAAACAAUUUUAUUAUUUA